Molecule: messenger RNA, 831 nt
Organism: Rotaria sp. Silwood1
Lineage: Eukaryota; Metazoa; Rotifera; Eurotatoria; Philodinida; Philodinidae
Source: the annotation of a GenBank genome assembly
AUGACAAAUAUGAAUAAUCAUCGUUUAUGCAUUAUCAUUACUUGUCUUAUUUUUACUCUUAUCCAUUUCAUAUCAACCUUAGAAUGUGAUAAACAAUCUAAGGAAAAUGAUGUUCCAUUUCAUGUAAAAGUUCAUCAAUCACCAAUUAUUAUUAUUGGUACUUCAUUAUAUAAACACAUUGAUAUAAAUAUUCGAAAUUUAUUCAAUGUUACAUUUCUUGUUUCAUGUAUUUUAAAAGGCCGACCAACUCAACGUAUUAUUCAUAUUGUUCAAGCAGGUUCACUUCUUGGUCGUCGUUCAUGUCAAAGAUUAAAUGUUAAUCAACAAUAUAUUGUUUUUCUAGAACCCUUUUUUGAUGAAACUUAUCGACCAGCAGAUUUUGAAGAAGUUCCUUACAGUAACCAGAUACAUAUUUUACUUGAAAAAACAUGUGGCCUUUCACGAACUUAUCCAUUUACGGAAUUGAAUGAUACUGAAGCAGUCUUAACGAAUAAAUGUCCGUCAGCUGUUUCUAUGGAUUGUCCAUCAGAAGUAUUGAAAACAAUUGUUACCUUAUCAACAACACUAUCACCAACAACAACGAUGACAACGACAACAGCAGUUUUGACCACGGCAACAACAACUACUAUUAAUUUAUUUGGAAAAGAUCCUAUUGAUCUAGCUGUAUUAUCACUUCUUUUACACGAACAUCAACAACAAAAUCUUAGUCUAGAUUUGUUUCAAGGUCAAAAUCAUAAAUUACUUUUUUCCGAUGAUGAAGCACGAAAAAAUGAAGCUAAUCGAUUAUCAUCUAUUAUUAUUAUUCAUUUAAUUUAUUUAAUUUUCUUUUGA